GAACAAAACACAUAUACAAAAACAAACAAUUGCUCUCUUAUUAUUCUACUGAAACAUGCCAACCAUUCAGAGUUUUAUCAAACACUAUUCUUUUUCUUCUUCACUUCUCCCAAAAACACUCGUUCUGCUUCUUCUUUUAACUUUUAACUCUAUAUUUGUUCCUGUACACUCACGUUCACCUUUUGCAUGCGACCCUCGAAAUGGGGUGACCAAGAGUCUGAGGUUCUGCCGGGCGUUUUUGCCCAUUCACGUGAGAGUGAGGGACUUGAUUGGACGGCUGACACUGCAGGAGAAAGUCCGGCUACUUGUGAACAAUGCAGCGGCUGUGCCCAGGCUUGGAAUUCAAGGAUACGAGUGGUGGUCCGAGGCUCUUCAUGGCGUGUCAAAUGUGGGUCCUGGAACUAAGUUCGGUGGGGCCUUUCCGGGAGCUACUAGCUUCCCUCAAGUCAUCACCACCGCCGCUUCUUUCAAUCAGUCACUGUGGGAGGAAAUCGGACGGGUGGUGUCUGAUGAAGCAAGAGCAAUGUACAAUGGAGGAAUGGCUGGUUUGACAUUUUGGAGUCCAAAUGUGAACAUAUUUCGGGACCCCAGAUGGGGAAGGGGCCAAGAGACUCCCGGUGAGGAUCCUGUUGUAGCUGGAAAAUAUGCUGCCAGUUAUGUGAAGGGACUGCAAGGCAUCUUUAAAAGAAACAGGCUUAAAGUUGCUGCAUGUUGUAAACAUUACACAGCCUAUGAUCUUGAUAACUGGAAGGGCGUUGAUCGCUUCCACUUUAAUGCUAGGGUAAGCAAGCAGGAUUUAGAAGACACUUAUAAUGUGCCAUUCAAGUCAUGCGUUAUAGAAGGGAAAGUUGCCGGUGUUAUGUGUUCUUAUAAUCAAGUCAACGGAAAACCCACUUGUGCUGAUCCUGAUCUUCUCAAGAACACAAUUCGCGGCCAAUGGAGGCUUAGUGGAUACAUCGUCUCAGAUUGUGACUCUGUUGGAGUCCUAUAUGAUAAUCAGCACUAUACCGACACACCAGAGGAAGCAGCUGCGGAUACCAUCAAGGCAGGCUUAGAUUUGGACUGCGGGCCUUUCCUGGCAGUCCACACAGAGGGGGCCGUGAGGACAGGAUUGCUAAAAGAGGACGAUGUAAACCUGGCUUUAGCCAAUACAAUAACGGUCCAAAUGAGGCUGGGCAUGUUUGAUGGUGAGCCGUCGGCCCAACCAUUUGGAAAGCUGGGCCCAAGAGAUGUUUGCACCGAGGCUCACAAACACCUCGCUCUCGAGGCCGCGAGACAGGGCAUUGUUUUGUUGAAGAACUCAGGGCCUUCUUUACCACUUUCUACUAAGCGUCAUCAUACUGUAGCAGUUAUAGGGCCCAAUUCCGAUGCUACUGUAACAAUGAUUGGUAACUAUGCAGGUGUUGCUUGUGGUUACGUUAGUCCUGUACAAGGGAUUUCAAGAUAUGCGAAGACCAUUCACCAGGAAGGUUGCUCAGGCGUUGCUUGCAAGGGGAACCAACAAUUUGGAGCAGCGGAGGCAGCAGCCCGCCAGGCCGAUGCAACGGUCUUGGUGAUGGGCCUGGACCAAUCCAUAGAAGCAGAAUUUAAGGACAGAACUGGAUUGCUAUUGCCAGGACUGCAACAAGAGCUUGUAGCCAGAGUGUCGAAGGCCUCAAGAGGUCCGACUGUGUUGGUAUUGAUGAGCGGCGGUCCCAUUGAUGUCACAUUUGCUAAAAAUGACCCUCGUGUUAGUGCCAUUUUGUGGGUCGGUUAUCCUGGACAAGCUGGUGGUGCUGCCAUUGCUGAUGUUCUGUUUGGAACAACUAAUCCAGGAGGAAAACUGCCAAUGACAUGGUAUCCAGAGGACUAUUUAGCCAAGGUCCCAAUGACAAAUAUGGGCAUGAGAGCUGACCCAUCAGGAGGCUAUCCUGGAAGGACUUAUCGAUUCUAUAAGGGCAAUGUUGUUUACCCAUUUGGUCAUGGAUUGAGCUAUACUACAUUUGCGCACAAUUUAGCCACAGCCCCAGAAGAAGUGUCAAUUUCUCUUGCAACAAGUUUCAAUGCCAUCAAGAACUCCAGUUUAUCAAGCAAUGCCAUUAGGGUCACACAUACAAAUUGCAAUAAACUCUCGUUAGGUUUCCAUGUUGAUGUUAAAAACACUGGCUCCUUGGAUGGGACACAUACUCUUCUUGUCUUCUCAGAGCCACCAGCCGGAAAAUGGUCUGCAAGUAAGCAACUAAUAGGCUUUGAGAAAGUCCACAUUGUUGCUGGGUCGCAACAAAGAGUUAAGGUUAAUGUUGAUGUGUGCAAGCACCUAAGUCUUGUUGAUCAAUUCGGAAUUCGAAGAAUUCCAAUGGGUGAACAUAACAUUCACAUUGGAGAUAUCAAGCAUUCAAUUUCACUUCAAGCAACUUUGGAGGAGAUCAAAUCUUAGUAAUUUUAUAAAUUUGAUAGGAAAAGCUCCCGUCAAAUGAUAUCAUAGAUAUAUGGUCUAGUUGGUCGUCUUUCGACACUGCAAAAGCAAGAGGAAAAAAGAGACAAAACACUAGCACUAUUUUAAGAUAAUAAUAGCAUUAAAUGUUAUAAGGAUUUUUUUAUACUCCAAGGUAUUGAAUUUCAAUAUAUUUUCUUUGUUUCAA
Mangifera indica (mango) is the source of this 2621-nucleotide messenger RNA. RefSeq names its product beta-D-xylosidase 1-like. Gene Ontology annotation, biological process: xylan catabolic process; arabinan catabolic process. The transcript has 7 exons. The record is from RefSeq and is a predicted model, not a curated record. Gene Ontology annotation, cellular component: plant-type cell wall. Lineage: Eukaryota; Viridiplantae; Streptophyta; Magnoliopsida; Sapindales; Anacardiaceae. Gene Ontology annotation, molecular function: alpha-L-arabinofuranosidase activity; xylan 1,4-beta-xylosidase activity. Bases 56 to 2416 code for a protein of 786 amino acids.